CCAAAAACUUUAACCGCCAUGUCAAAAAAGUUCCCUCCCAAAAACUUUAAAAUAUUUUAAAAACUCCCACCAAACUUCCAAUUUUAAAACUCUCAUCCCAUUCACUUCUACCAGAUUUCGUUUAUUACUCUCCUCACACUCUUUCUCUCUCCGUCUCUCCAUCUCAUCGUCUCUCAGAUCUGGAAGUGAGCAGCAUCAAUUGCCAGCGAACAUGGCAGGCAAAGGAGGUAAAGGUCUCAUCGCUACAAAAACCAUGGCUGGUAACAAGGACAAAGACAAGGACAAGAAGAAACCCAUCACUCGCUCUGCUCGUGCUGGUAUCCAGUUUCCGGUGGGUCGGAUCCAUAGGCAACUCAAGACGAGAGUUUCAGCACACGGAAGGGUCGGUGCCACUGCUGCUGUCUACACGGCUUCGAUCCUCGAGUACUUAACUGCGGAGGUUCUUGAGUUAGCUGGAAACGCGAGCAAAGAUCUGAAAGUGAAGAGGAUCACUCCUAGGCAUUUGCAGCUGGCUAUCAGAGGAGAUGAGGAGCUUGACACGCUCAUCAAAGGAACUAUUGCUGGAGGUGGUGUGAUUCCUCACAUCCACAAGUCUCUCAUCAACAAGGCCAUCAAGGAGUGAUUUUGUUUUCUUAGGCAGUGUGGUUAUGUGGUCUGCUAAUUAGUAGCUUAUGGUGUUAAUGUUUGUGUUUGUUUAGUCUUGGACUGCUUUUCUUUCUCGUAGUUUCUCUGUCAGUGUGUUGGAACUCUUCUGGACAUCCUCAGAUGUACAUUAGUUAAUCUGAACGCUUAGGCUUCUCGUUUGAGUUAAUAUUGUUUUUGUUG
Molecule: messenger RNA, 825 nt
Organism: Brassica rapa (field mustard)
Lineage: Eukaryota; Viridiplantae; Streptophyta; Magnoliopsida; Brassicales; Brassicaceae
Product: histone H2A variant 1
Cellular component (GO): nucleosome
Molecular function (GO): protein heterodimerization activity; structural constituent of chromatin; DNA binding
Source: RefSeq, a predicted model, not a curated record